Ananas comosus (pineapple) is the source of this 1121-nucleotide messenger RNA. Its product is annotated as 23.6 kDa heat shock protein, mitochondrial-like. The transcript is spliced from 2 exons. Gene Ontology annotation, biological process: response to heat. The coding region runs from base 169 to 819 and encodes 216 amino acids. The record is from RefSeq and is a predicted model, not a curated record. NCBI's taxonomy places the organism in Eukaryota, Viridiplantae, Streptophyta, Magnoliopsida, Poales, Bromeliaceae.
CGCGCUUCUAUUGUCUUGAAGCUUCUAUACUCCUCGCUCGCCUUCUCCUACCCCACUAACAGAAACCACCCGCAACCCACACCAUCUCUCUAAAACCCUGUCAUAUAAAUCUCCCACUCAAACUCAAAAUCCAUUCUCAAUCGAUCUCAACUCUCUCGUCUCCUAAAUAUGGCUUCGAUGAUCGUCUCCAAGAGAGCUCCCGUGAUCUCCAUGCUCGUCGAGAAGCUCCGCGCCUCCGCCCUCCGCCCCGCCGCCGCUUCCGCUCGAUCCUUCACCACGGAUCAACCUAGUGAGGAGAGGAGCCUCGACAUCGACCGCCGCCGAUCGGAUGUCGCCGCCCCCGUCCGCCGCCGCGGCGGCGACCUCUUCCCGAGUCCCUUCUUCUCAGAAGAUGUGUGGGAUCCGUUCAACGUGGGGACGAGCCUGAGCCAGAUGAUGAACAUGAUGGAGCAGAUGCUGGAGGUGUCGCCGUCGAUCCGGCUGGGGUGGGACGCGUGGGAGGACGACAAGGCGCUGCACCUGACGAUCGAGAUGCCGGGGCUGGGCAGAGAGGACGUGAAGGUGUGGAUGGAGGAGAACACGCUGGUGAUCAGGGGCGAGAGCAAGGAAGAAGAGGGCAGCGGCGGUGGCGACGAAGGAGGGGAAGCAGGGAGGGGCGGCCGGAGGCGGCAGAGGUAUAGUACGAGGAUAGAGCUGCCGUCGAAGGGGUACAAGACGGCGGAGAUUAAGGCGGAGAUGAAGAACGGCGUGCUGAAGGUCGCGGUGCCGAAGGCCGCGGCGGAGGAGCGCGACGACGUGAUCCACGUCCAGGUCCAGUGAAACGGGUUUGUUAAUGCAAUAACCUGGUGGACGGACGGACGGACGGAUGGAUGGAUGCACUGGGCUCUGUUUUUUUUUUUUUUUUUUUUUUAUUACUUUUAAAACUUUGUAGUAGUGUGCUUUUGCUGUUUCUCUUUGGGGAGAAUUAUAGGCUUUUUGCUCGCAGGGGAAAUGUUGUAUCAACUUGUAUGAUGAAAAAUGAAAAAUGUGUGUAAGGGGACAAUAUGAUGAUAGUGUUGAAUGGUGAAUAUGAGAAUGCCUGUUUUAGUAACAAUGAGAAUUAAUAACUGUUAGGUUAAGCA